Oncorhynchus masou masou (cherry salmon) is the source of this 3982-nucleotide messenger RNA. RefSeq lists its product as uncharacterized. The record is from RefSeq and is a predicted model, not a curated record. The coding region runs from base 88 to 2535 and encodes 815 amino acids. The transcript is spliced from 8 exons. NCBI's taxonomy places the organism in Eukaryota, Metazoa, Chordata, Actinopteri, Salmoniformes, Salmonidae. Gene Ontology annotation, biological process: regulation of apoptotic process.
UGGGUACCGUAGUCCUCUAACCCUGUUGCGCGCUGCAACUUCUUUGAUACUCCACACAUUCAGGCUGCCUGCAAUGGAUCAGUAUACAUGGUGAUGGAAUCCCCCACAACGCCAGACCGAGAAGACCCAGGCCCAGUGGGGCCUACAGGGGGGCAGAAGCAGCCUGUGAAGUCCCACCUGCUGGCCUCCAGAGAGCUCCUGGUGGCCUCCCUGUAUAACCUGGCUCCCCUGCUGGACAGGACCCUGGCAUCCGGCCUGCUCUCCCAGGAGAACUACUUUGAGGUGGGGGCAGAGAGGACCCCUCAGGGCCGGGCACGCAGGCUGCUGGAGGUUGUCCAGGCUGAGAUGGACGAGGCUGGGGCCAGAGGCUUCAUGGAGUGCCUCGGGAGAUGCAAGCAGCACUACCCGCGCCUCCGAGCCUGGCUCAGAACUGAUGCAGAUAUUCAGCGUGGACCCACAGAGCGUCAGCUGCAGGCCCAGCUCAGUGUCCUGUGUGGCCGGUUGGGGUUCUCUGUCCUGCCAGUCUCCCUGGAGCUGUUCUCUAAUGGCACCCUAACUCAGUUUGAACUGGACCAGGUCCAGGCAGCGCCCACAUCUUACCAGCAGACCCACCAGCUCCUGUCCGUCUGUCUGUCCAAGGGAGAGAGGGCCUGCUGUAGCUUCUACCAGGCACUGGGCAGCGAAGACCCACAGCUGGCCUCAGACAUCAGUGUGGAGGAUCCUGGGGUGUGUAGUACUCCUGUGGAAGUGAAGGAUGAUGGGUUAUGUAGUACUCACACAGCAGUUGAGACCAGACAGACUGAUGGGGAAGGUCUGUCUCUCCCAGACACCCACACACUCUCGGAUGUGUUCCAGCAGGUGCUGUCCCUGCUGGCUGUGGCUCCAGGUGAGGUGGCCAGGCUGAAUGUGUGUGAGCUGGGGGUGGCAGUGGGUCUGCCCAGGAGGACCGUCAGAGAGUGCCUGUUGGAAGAGGUUGAGGUGGGGGACAUCGUUCAGCUCAGGGCCCUGGUCACCCUCUUCCUCCGUAAGACCCAGGAUGCCUCUAGGCUGCUAAACAGGGUGGCAGAGUGCACAGCACAGCGGGUGCUGCUCUCUGAGAGGGGAUGUAUGUUACUGAAGCUGCUGUCUGUGGCUGAGGCCUUUCUCCGCACUGGGGACCACCACCACCUGCAAGCUGGGGACCACCUCCGCACUGGGGACCACCACCACCUGCAAGCUGGGGACCACCUCUGCACUGGGGACCACCACCACCUGCAAGCUGGGGACCACCUCUGCACUAUGGACCACCACCACCUGCGAACUGGGGACCAUCUCCACACUGGGGACCACAUAGACAAAGUGUGGAACAUCUUUAGCUUGGUCCUGUGGGACAGCAUGGCAGAGGCUCUGGAGGAUCCUGGGGCUGCAGUGGAAUCAUUGUGGGAUCCUAGGGAUGCUGUCCGUCUGUUACGAGACAGUGAGAGAGUGGAGACAGAGCUUCUCCAGGAGUUGGAGGAAUGCUGGGCAGACGGGGGAACUGAGAGCCUGUUACAGAGUGUUACAGUACUAGCUCAGUUGCUACGUGAUCUCCACCCUCUUCAGGACAGUCUGCGCCUCUCCCCUCCUGAAGAGGGGGCUGUGUACCCCUGCCGCUCUCGCAGACUCCAUAGAGUCACCCGUUUCCAGGGCCUGCCUGCACGGGUCAUCCGCAAAGCACUGGGACACGGAGCUCCCUCCAAACACCCAGUCCCAGCUGGUCUCCCCAUCCAGUACAGAGAUCUCUGCCUCUGCAUCACACGUCUGCUGGACAGGGUGCACCCACAAGAAAGCACUACCUCCAUAGAUCUCUCCCAGGCUCCUAUUGCUACCAUCACCCAGCACAUCUGCUCAACCCUGGCCCGGCCGGCGUUCGGCCCCCAGAGCUUUGAUGCUGGGGUGAGACACAGGGUUCUGUCUGUGGUAAAGUAUGACCCGGUCAGGUGGGGCCUGCUUAACUUACAGGAGCUGCAUAAAGACACUCUGUUGGGUCUGGAGAGCUACCUGAAGCCAGGGGAGCAUCACAGCUUCCAGCUUGUCCCAGAGAAAGUACGGAUCUUUGGAGGGCCAGAGAUACGCUGGGGAGAAAGGGUCAGGGGCCCAGUCGCCAUCGACAACGGGAUAGAGGAAGUCCUCCAAUUUGUCACCUCUGGCCCAGCCUCCUUUCUGAUCAGUGUUAGCUGCCGCGGCUAUGACAGGGGCCAGUACUUUGAGGUACACGAGCCGCAGUGUGUGCGUGUGUCUGGACUGCAGGAGCAGGGGGGGGGCGAGGUGCAGGGUUUAGGGAGGACAGUGUUGGUUUUGGCAGUAGAGGGCGAGACAGUGUGGAUGAGAGAGGAGAGGCAGGGGAGGGAGUGCGGGACAGAGCUGGAGCAGGUGUCUCGGAGACACUCUGCCACACUACAGGACGGGGGCUGCUGCUUCAGGGUCACGACCCCAGGGACACGUUGCCAGGUCAAGUUCAUCUACAAGACAAGGAGGAUCUCUGCUGUGGCCGAGAGGGACUGUGAAGUUUUCUAAAAACCUUAUUCGCACGGGACUAGUAUUAUUAUGGAACGUAGGUUAUGUAAUUAUUGCCCCAGCAUGUCCGUUUUACCCCAUGGACGAUUCGGACGGGAUUAGUUUUACCAAACUGCCCCUGUAAAUGUUAUUUUUUUCUAAUUCAAAAUGUACCGUUAUGACGGAAGCCUGGAGGCUCUACUAUGGGCAUGAUGGUCUUCAGUUCAGAGAAAGUCAUAAUAAUAAUGCAUAUCACUAAGAACCAUGAACUGUAACCUACACAGACACUUAAUUACCUGACGGAUCUGGCAAUUUAUCUUUUCAUUGGCACAAUAUCAUCCACUUCAUUUAAAAGGGAAGUCUGACUCUGGGAAAGUUGAUUUGUGAAAAAAAAACCUGUUCAUUCAUCUGUAGGCUACGUGCAUAUAAUUUUGUUUUACGCAUCAAUUUGUUCCCAAAUUCUUACCCACACUGGGCGCAGUACCUGUUUAACUCAAAACACACGGAUGACGAUUCACACGGGAUUAGUAUUAUCAGAGGACCUGGGAGUUUUCUGAAAAACAGUAGGUUUUUAGGGGCUGGGAUAACAACCUUCCUGCCAAGUAAAAAUGACUGACAUGGCAGAUUCGGACAGGACUAAAAUGACAGAUGUGUUGAUUUGCGCUUGUGCACAUAAUUAUAUUACCUGAGUUCCCCCGGUAAAACUAAUCCCAUCCGAAAUGGGCUGAAGUCUCACUUGGUGGGACAAGCUGGUAUUCAGACAUAGAUUAUGGCACCCGCAUGAUUGAAAAAGAUUCUUCAGAACCAGAAAGCUGUCUUCAUGUACAGCAUGAUGAGGUGUGGCGGACUCCAAUGUUAUUAAAUCCCAGCUACAGAGCGAGACAUAGACCGUGUUCAUUCUCUCACUCACAAUCCUUGUCAGUUACUUAUCUAUCAACCUACAUAGCAGCAUUAUAUUUUCUAUUUUUGUCCAGCAAUGCACAGUACCUUAGCUGAUAUAGUUCAAACAUAAUGUAAUUAAAAAAUAAAAUAGAAACCUUGUACCCGACUUUUCCUACGAGAACCGACUUUGCUGAUAACUGAGGAAAAUGUACUUAAGACUGUGAUAUGUGGUUGUCCCGCCUAGCUACAGUUGAAGUCGGACGUUUACAUACACCUUAGCCAAAUACAUUUAAACUCAGUUUUUCACAAUUCCUGACAUUUAAUCCUAGUAAAAAAUCCCUGUCUUAGGUCAGUUAGGAUCACCACUUUAUUUUAAGAAUGUGAAAUGUCAGAAUAAUAGUAGAGAGAAUGAUUUAUUUAGGCUUUUAUUUCUUUCAUCACAUUCCCAGUGGGUCAGAAGUUUACAUAUACUCAAUUAAUAUUUGGUAGCAUUGCCUUUAAAUUGUUUAACUUGGGUCAAAUAUUUUGGGUAGCCUUCAAGCUUCCCACAAUAAAUUGGGUGAAUUUUGUCCCAUUCCUCCUGACA